GGGUCUCCUUUAAUUGCUGAAAAAAAGCAAGAAAAUUUACAUUACCGCUCCAAAAGGAGAGAGAGAGAGACAGAGAGAGGCUUCGAGGGAGGUAUUUUGGAACUUGUAAGCAAAAACCCUCACUCUUUCUCUGUGUGUUAGCUAGAGCUAGGUCAACAACGAGAACAACUUGCCUCCUCUCUCAUCUCUGUAUGUAAUGAAUUAUCCAUGGCUUAUCUCGUUUAGGGUUUUGGAUUGCUACUUUUGGUCAAAGAAGAAGGCACCGACCAUUUGGUUGUACUGAGACAGCUCCGUUUUGCUUCUCUUGUGGCCUCACGGAUCUUGAAGCAAAAUUUUCCAACCAAGAAAACAAAUCUUUAACAGAUCUACCGUGUUAAGAAGCUCAAGAAUUCCAGGUGGGUCAUCAUGAACUUUGUUGAACAAGAAAGAGGGCAUUGUGAAAGAGAACAAGAAGAAGAAGAAGAAGAAGAAGAGGAAGAGGAAGAGGAGAUGAUAACGAGUAAGCUCCCUUUUUCUUCUCCCUCAUCCUCAUCGUCUUCUUCUACCAAGUACAGAAAUUUUCUACCACAACACCAUGACCUAUGGCUUGGGCCAUCCGAGUCUCAACAAGAAUACAAAACCCACGAAUCAUCAUCAUCUCUCAAUUUUGACAAGAGGCUGGAGCUCAUGGACCUAUCACUGGGAAACGACAAUGGUAUUGUUAAUAUCGGUGGUGGUACUAAUAAGUCUAUUGAGAGAGAGCAUAUGUUUGAUAAAGUGGUGACCCCAAGCGAUGUAGGCAAGCUAAACCGGCUCGUGAUACCAAAGCAACACGCAGAGAAGUACUUUCCCCUCGACUCAUCGUCGAAUGAGAAAGGGCUCCUCUUGAAUUUUGAAGACCGGAACGGCAAGGCCUGGCGAUUCCGGUACUCUUAUUGGAACAGUAGCCAGAGCUAUGUGAUGACCAAAGGUUGGAGCCGGUUCGUCAAGGAAAAGAAGCUUGAUGCAGGCGAUGUCGUGUCAUUUCAGCGAGGCGUUGGCGAGUCAGGGAAGCAUCAUUUAUACAUAGACUGGAGACGCAGGCCUAAUGCACCAGAUCCAACAUUGUUUGCACAUUUAGAGCUGCAAAAUCAGCUACGCUUCCAACAGUCGGUGAGUUGGGGUAGGCUCUACUCGCUGCCUCAGCCUUUGUCGUCUAUUCCACGACCAUAUGAACAACCUCAAUUCCAGCAUUUGAGUUACAGUAUUCAUCAUCAUCAUCAACCUUAUCAUCAAUAUCAUUAUCAUCAACAGGCGCAGCAUUACUUAAGACCAGCAGGGGCACUUCCAAUUGGGGCAGUGUAUCAACAAGGAGGGAAUCAAGCACCAGCGGUGGUUGAUUCAGUUCCAGUUGUUCACGGAAGAAGUGUGGGAAAGCGGUUGAGGCUUUUCGGUGUAAACAUGGAGUGUCCAGCACAAGAUGAUCAGUCUUCUUCUUCUUCUCCUCCUUCUUCUUGUUCUUUUGUUACCCUACCAGCACAUGGAAGUACUACAACCAUGAGUUCGUUCUCGCCUUUUUUAGCUUCCUCACCUCUUCAGCCUCCCCAGUCAAGGGUACACAGUAGUUCAAUGCCAACAACGCAAGAAGCUGAGUUUUCAAAGAAAGGAAAGACCUCCUUAUCUUUUGAUUUGGAUCUUUGAUGAUCACACUUACAUCGAUCAAGUGAAGAAGCAAGAGAUAUAUAUACACCAUUUCUUUUGUUAGUAGCGGUACUCCACAUCUAAUUUUGCCAUAUGGGUACUGAAUAUUCAUAAAAAUUUCAGUUUUUUUUAGGGGGGGUUUCUUAAUUUCCCCUCCUUCAUUUAAUCUGUUCUAAUCAUUACUACAUCAUCAGUUUACCUGAGAUUGAGAUUCGUGGAGAGCUAGCAAAAGAGCUAGCAGUGCAAUAUAUAUAUAUGUGGAGUUGAAAAUA
Messenger RNA from Hevea brasiliensis (rubber tree), 1931 nucleotides. Its product is annotated as B3 domain-containing transcription factor NGA1. Bases 406 to 1659 code for a protein of 417 amino acids. Lineage: Eukaryota; Viridiplantae; Streptophyta; Magnoliopsida; Malpighiales; Euphorbiaceae. Gene Ontology annotation, molecular function: DNA binding; DNA-binding transcription factor activity. The record is from RefSeq and is a predicted model, not a curated record. The transcript has 2 exons.